AUGAAAAACAUAGUGACACCCGAAGCAAGACCAGAAGUGGACACUAGCUUUGAAAGUCUUAAGAACGAAGACAAAUGGACUCUCUCAACUGGUACAGUGGUAGAAGACCAAUUAUAUAAAUUUGGCAAGCUUCAAAUUAGAGAGCAUUCUUCUCAGUCUUUCAUCUUUGAUGUCAACGAUUCUGAACUGUAUAUCAAACAUGGAACAUUCACGAGUGGUGAAAUUGAGGAAAUAAUGACUAAUUAUAACAGCAUACCAUUACAACUGCCUGACGAUUUCAAACAAUAUUUGAACAAAUUCAACUGCAAAUCAACAGUAGACAUAAGAAAAGCAUUGUUACAAAAAGAAAGCUGGGAAGACAGUUACCGUCAAGAUAAACAUUUCGAUUUAGACUGGAUCAAACAAUCGAUACAUAAGCUUUUACAAGAGUACGAACUUGAUAGCUUUGCAAAUGAUCACUCCGAGGCUUGGUAUAAUAUACACUUGUGGUGUAUUAUCGACAGAUGUUUUGGAAAUCUAAAAGGAAUCGAAAUUAUAAGAGGCGAGGGGGCAUCGGUGGCGUCUGCUGUAAGAAAAAACGCCAAAAGAACUUUAGAAGACGUAAACAGCUCACCUGAAAAAAUAUGGGUCGACGAUUUGAUUUCCUAAUAAGAGAAAAUCACUCAAAAAGUACCACUAGUUUAGAGUAUGGUGCGGCAGAGGUGGCUAAAAAUUACGACUUAAACAGCAACAAAAUGAUAAUCGAAAGAAAUGCGAAGCUGCCAAGAGUCUUAAAAGACAUGCUGGAUAUGCUUUUGCAAGAAAAGCAAGGUGAUG
Molecule: messenger RNA, 816 nt
Organism: Mucor mucedo
Lineage: Eukaryota; Fungi; Mucoromycota; Mucoromycetes; Mucorales; Mucoraceae
Exons: 3
Coding region: 1-648 (215 amino acids)
Source: RefSeq, a predicted model, not a curated record